Messenger RNA from Neurospora hispaniola, 2283 nucleotides. RefSeq lists its product as uncharacterized. Bases 1 to 2283 code for a protein of 760 amino acids. The transcript has 8 exons. NCBI's taxonomy places the organism in Eukaryota, Fungi, Ascomycota, Sordariomycetes, Sordariales, Sordariaceae. The record is from RefSeq and is a predicted model, not a curated record.
AUGCCUUCCGAUGCCCAAGAUCUCCAGGUCGUCCUGGCCGCCCAGGAGAAGAGAGAGCUCGCUCCCAACGUCUCCUCUCAAGUAAUUAACGAGAUGAAGAGCAGUCUCAUCUUCCAAUUUGACUGGGCACAGCUGCUCCAGGCCGCGCCCACAUCCAUCAGCUGUAUGGGAGCCUGCUUCGUUGCUAGCUCGAGCCCGAAUGCUGUUGUUCACCUUGAACCGCCCAAGGAUAAGGGGUUCCAGUACUUGAGGUACACCUCGGUUCAAGCCAAUCUUGUUGAGUGCGGUAACAUGGGCCGCAUGGCAUUUGUUUCAGCGGAGAAGGGUAUGGGUACCAUUCAGUUGACGUCGACAAUCAUCAACGGCAAGAUCAACGACAUCGUGGCCAUCAUUGGCGAGCCCGCGUCCGCCAAGAAUAUGUUGCGCCCGCAGCUAAAUGCCCUGAAGCAAGGAUCAACCACUUGUCUCGAUGAAGCAAAGGAAAUGGACAAGAAGUUCGAGGAUUGGCUCCUGUACGUUUGCGAGAUGCACGCAGCUUGCGUCCAACAGGAAAACACUACUAGAGAAGCUAUACUGAGCAACGAGAUCUGCGUCGCUGCCGAGCAAACCCGCUUGGACUAUCAGAAGUCAACCGUUGAAGAAGCCGAGAAGGCCUUCAAAAUGAUGGGAAAACAGGUUGAAACGGCUUCUGAGGCUUUCAAGAAGGCCUCAGACCAGUUCCCCACUGGUUGGGAUAUCAUGGGCCAGCAAAUUGUCGGUGACUUGGUAGGAGCCGUCACAAACCUGGGCAACUCAUUUGCCCAUGCCUUCAUUUCCAACCUCAACCCGAUCGCCAAGGUCGAGGCAGGUGCUUCCAUUGUCGGAGGCUUUCUCAAACCCAAACAUGACGAGUCUGUGCCCGAGAUUCCGGCGUCAGACCCUGUGCCGCCAACCGCCGCGCCCGAGAAUGCCACUGACCCAGCAUACGUUGAAGCCGUUCGGCUUGACCAUAUCCUGGCCAUCCUGCAUGUUAUUGUCAGUGGAAAGAACACGGAGGGGAAUAUUGAUUGGGAACAGGCUCGUAGUGGCGGAACUGGGGUAGAUUCCAAGAAGAACAGCAUCGGUUAUGUGCAGACGAUGUUAGAGGACGCAAAGACACGCUUCUCUCAGGUGGCUACGACGUCCGAUCCCAGCCAAACGUUGUCUACCAUCAUUGAUGUGUCUCUCCAGGUCGCCACUGGAAUCAACGACCAAGUUAAGAAGUCCGGCAGCAUGUCAUCAGAGUGGCCGGCCAAAGACUCUGAGAUCGUCAAGAAGUGGCAGUCAGAUUUUGCCGCGCAAUAUCCGAAGGCAAACACUCUCAUCGCGACGGCCAAAACCAUUCCAGGUGUUGCCUCUAAUGGUAUCCCUUUGAUGUCUGACUCGGCACAGCGCACUGCGCAGAUCAGUGCCAAGAGUGCUCAGGCGCAGGCGCUGCUGGAAACCGCGAAGAACAGGUUGACAACGACACAGCAGAUGCUGACCACUGCCCAAGACAACUAUGUCAAAUCCACCGACAUGCUUUUGGAGCAGAAGAACAAGCUGGGUCAGAUCCAGGCUACUCUGACCAAGCUGACCAAGGAAAACGUUUCUCUUGCCGAGAUCAAGCGGGUCCUCAUCGAGUGUAUCAAACUCAUCAUCAAUCUCAAGGAGCAGGUGACGAACCUGGUUCGAUUUUUCAAAGCCAUGGAGUCACUUGUCGAAAUGUGCAUCCGCUUCCACGUCGAUCCUUUCCUCGAGACCGUCAAGCUGAUUGUUGCCGCUGACGGCACUGAUCCGUACAAGGACCUCAAGAUUGGCAACUACACUUACACGGACUUCCAGCGCUCGCAGCUGUACAGCGCGGCCGUGACGAUGCGAGCGUACUUUGGCGUCUUUGGCGACAUUGCCAAGAUGUGGGUACAGCUCUCCAAGGACAGCAUCAUGCCGGGCCUCCGCAUGUGCGACGACCUCUCGGUCACGGUUGAUGACCAGGACGCAUCGGCGCAGAUGAAAAAGAAGAUUGCGGUCCUCAACAAAUGGGCGACAGAUGCGGUCGACCAGGUGCAGAAGAUUGCGCAGGAUAAACAGCGGGAGAUCAUGAACGGCAUGGACUCCCGCAUCCAGGACGUGGCCGAGACAACGUCCCAGAUCACGCCCCUGCCCGCGUCAACGGUCAAGGCUAUCACCGACGGUACGGAGGUCACCAAGCAGGCGGCGCAGACGAACAUCAAGGAGAAGUCUGAGAGCAACCCUCUUAGCAGAUUCGCCAUCAUCGAUGACUAA